UUCCGGAGAAAUUCGGGGACUCGGAGUCUCGUUCGCUCUGUUCGAUCGCCUGGUGCGGUGGUACAGGAUCUCGGGAUAGUCAUGGCGUCCCCGUCUCGGAGACUGCAGACUAAACCAGUCAUUACUUGUUUCAAGAGCGUUCUCUUGAUCUACACUUUCAUCUUCUGGAUCACUGGUGUUAUCCUUCUUGCUGUUGGCAUUUGGGGCAAGGUGAGCCUGGAAAAUUAUUUUUCACUUUUAAAUGAGAAGGCCACCAACGUCCCCUUCGUGCUCAUCGGCACAGGCACUGUCAUUAUUCUUUUGGGCACCUUUGGCUGUUUUGCUACCUGCCGAGCUUCUGCAUGGAUGCUGAAACUGUAUGCAAUGUUUCUGACUCUCAUUUUUUUGGUCGAACUGGUUGCUGCCAUCGUAGGAUUUGUUUUCAGACAUGAGAUUAAGAACAGCUUUAAGACUAAUUAUGAGAAAGCUUUAAAGCAGUACAACUCGACGGGAGAUUAUAGAAGUGAAGCAGUAGACAAGAUCCAAAGUACGUUGCAUUGUUGCGGUGUCACCGAUUAUAAUGAUUGGAAAGAUACUAAAUAUUACAUAGAAACAGGAUUUCCCAAGAGUUGCUGUAAACUUGAAGAUUGUUCUCCACAAAAAGAUGCAGAUAAAGUAAACAAUGAAGGUUGUUUUAUAAAGGUGAUGACCAUUAUAGAGUCAGAAAUGGGAGUUGUUGCAGGAAUUUCCUUUGGAGUUGCUUGCUUCCAGCUAGUUGGAAUCUUUCUAGCCUACUACCUCUCUCGUGCCAUAACAAAUAACCAGUAUGAGAUAGUGUGAACACAACAAACAAACAAAAAGAACAAGGGCUUAUUUCUCUGCAACUUAAAGGAUAUUUAGGUUCCCCUGUGAAUUAUAAAAUCGCCUGGUUGGAAGACUGACAUCACUAGUUACCAGUAGGCUGAAAAAACUACACCAGUAGAUUGAAAAACUACAUGAGUAGACUGAAAAACUAUACCAGUAGACUGAUUCAAUCAAGAUGUUUGUUCAGUAUGUUCUAAGUCCACUUUCUGUCCCAUGAUGUCUCAUUCAUGUUAGAUCUUUGAAACCCUGUAUCUCUCUGAAACACUGGAAGAGCUAGUAAAUUGUAAAAUGAAGUAAAA
Molecule: messenger RNA, 1142 nt
Organism: Marmota monax (woodchuck)
Lineage: Eukaryota; Metazoa; Chordata; Mammalia; Rodentia; Sciuridae
Gene: Tspan6
Product: tetraspanin 6
Exons: 8
Coding region: 82-819 (245 amino acids)
Cellular component (GO): membrane
Source: RefSeq, a predicted model, not a curated record